UCUUUUUAUUCCCAAGGCCUAGAAUAAAAACCUUCCUCUGAUAUUUUUUAAAUUAUUUUGGUUUUAGACAGCUUAUUCAUACUUCUCAAGUGAAAAUCCAAGGUAUAAUGGACAAUAAACCAUACUCUGUGGACUUGAGAUUCCAAUUUCUGAAAAUUCCAAGGUCUGAACAAUAGAAACUCAUGAUGGCCCUUUUACGAACUAUAAAACAAUUCUUCCACGUGAGCUUUCACAAGGAUUUUACUUUAUCCAACUCUAAGUUUUCCCUGUAAUACUGCUCUUCUUAACUUGUCGAGUUGUCAUAAAUUUACUGAUUACUUCAGAUGAGUGUUCUAAAGUUAAGCAAGAAGUACGAGGAUACACUCUCUUCUUUCAUACCCACAGGUUAGUCACAAGAAUUCUUUGUUGGCUGACUUACCUUUAUUGUAGUUGAUUCAGCAUGAAAUGGGUGUGACUCUCUCCAAAGGUAUGAAUCAUUCAGACAUUGUUUCAGUAGAAGAGAGGUCCACCUAAAAAAAUAUGUUAUAGCAAAUUAGCAGGCAAUUCCCUUGUAAAACAAGAGGUCUGCUUUCAAGGCAUAUAGUAAUGUCCAUAAUAAACAUUAUGAUUUCAAAAAAGAUCUUUAACCACAAAUGUCCUCAGACAAGCUGGUAAGGGUUAUUGUGAUGGUUAAAACUAAAUUUUUUUCCCAUUGCCUUUUUUAUAUCAAAGUUUUACUUAACUGGUUUGAUAACGUUUGAACACAUUUCUGUCUAAUAAAAUCUCUGGUAACCAGAGGAGGUGAUGAAACUCAAACUAGGUCUGCUGCAAAAAAAAAAAAAAGCAGGGACUUCCCUGGUAGUGCAGUGGUUAAGAAUCAACCUGCCAAUGCAGGGGACACGGGUUUGAUUCCUGGUCUGGGAAGAUCCCACAUGCCAAGGAACAACUAAGCCCAUGCGCCACAACUACUGAGCCUGUGCUCUAGAGCUCGCAAGCCACAACUACUGAGCCCAAGUACCACAAUUACAGAAGCCCACUCAUCUAGAGCCUGUGCUCUGUGAUGAGAAGCCACCGCAAUGAGAAGCCUGCGCACCACAACGAAGAGUAGCCCCCACUCGCCACAAGUGGAGAAAGCCUGCAGAGCAAUGAAGACCCAACGCACACAAAAAAUAAAAUAAAAUUUAUUUUAAAAAAAUGCAAAGUUCAAACAAAACAGGUUUAAGAACACUUUCCUGAAAUACUCAGACACCAGGGACAUUCUGAUUUUCUUCUGAUACCUGAAAGACUGCUUCAGCUCUCCAAUUUCCUGGCAGAGUAGUGUUCCCAAUAUUUCUUCUGUGUAACGUGUGUGACAAGUGACAUUUGCAACCUCAAGCUCUCCCAUGGACAAGUCGACCCUCAGGCUCAGUUUGCCUCUCCCGCUGGAAUCAACCCUCUUUCUCCACCCAAGGGGGAAUGUCAAAAAUGCAAAUCUGCUUUCACUUUGGAAAUGGACUGCAUUUAGAGGCCUUACCCUCAAGAAAUGAAAAUAAGCUGCUUCCUAAACAUACACACUUAGUGAGGCAAAAGCGAACUUGGAUCACCGCCCCUGUGGCUCUUCGGGAGGGAGAGGAUCUGUCCAGGAAGAAUCCGAUUGCCAAGAUACAUUCUGAUCUUGCAGAAGAAAAAAGACUAAAAAUUACGUACAAAUACGCUGGAAAAGGAAUCACAGAGCCACCUUAUGGUGUGUUUGUCUUUAAUAAAGACACUGGAGAAUUGAACAUUACCACCAUUCUAGAUCGAGAAGAAACACCAUUUUUUCUGCUAAUUGGUUAUGCUUUGGAUGAAAAAGGAAACAACUUAGAGAAACCAAUAGAACUCCGAAUUAAAGUUCUUGACAUCAAUGACAACGAACCAGUGUUCACACAGGACGUCUUUGUGGGGUCUGUGGAAGAGCUGAGUACAGCAAAUACACUUGUGAUGAAAAUCACCGCCACAGAUGCAGAUGAGCCCAACACUCUGAAUUCUAAAGUUUCCUAUAGAAUCGUCUCUCAGGAGCCUGCUAGUUCUCCAGUGUUUUACCUAAAUAAAGACACAGGAGAGAUUUAUACAACCAGUAUUACCUUGGACAGAGAGGAACACAGCAGCUAUACUUUGACGGUAGAAGCAAGAGAUGGCAAUGGACAAAUAACAGAUAAACCAGUAAAGCAAGCUCAAGUUCAGAUUCGUAUUUUGGACGUCAAUGACAAUAUACCUGUAGUUGAAAAUAAACUGUACGAAGGGACAGUUGAAGAAAACAAAGCCAAUGUAGAAGUUUUACGCAUAAAAGUGUUCGAUGCAGAUGAAGUAGGCUCCGAUAAUUGGUUAGCAAAUUUUACUUUUGCAUCAGGAAAUGAAGGGGGCUAUUUCCGCAUAGAAACUGAUACUCAAACUAAUGAAGGAAUCGUGACCCUUAUUAAGGAAGUAGAUUAUGAAGAAAUGAAGAAUCUGGACUUCAGCAUUGUUGUCACUAACAAAGCAGCUUUCCACAAAUCGGUUAAGAAUAAAUAUAAGCCUACAUCCAUUCCCAUCAAAGUCAAAGUGAAAAAUGUGAAAGAAGGCAUUUAUUUUAAAAGCAGCAUAAUCGGAUUUCACACUAGCGAGAGUGUGGAAAAAUCAAGCCAAAACCAAAUAAUGGGAAAAUUUCAAGCUUUUGAUGGAGACAGUGGACAAGUAGCCCAUGUAAAAUAUGCCAAAUUUGAAGAUGCAGACAACUGGAUCUCUGUGGAUUCUGCCACCUCUGAAAUUAGACUUGUGAAAAUUCCUGAUUAUGAAUCCAGAUAUGUCAAAAAUGGUACAUACACUGCAAAGAUUUUGGCUAUGACAGAAGAAUAUCCUAGAAAAACCAUCACUGGCACUAUUAUUAUCUCGGUUGAAGACAUCAAUGACAAUUGUCCCACACUGGUUGAGCCUGUGCAGACUGUCUGUGAUGACGUGCAGUACGUGAACGUGACCGCACAGGACCUGGACGGACCCCAAAACAGCUGGCCUUUCAGUUUCUCUGUCAUUGACAAACCAGCUGGAAUGGCAGAAAGGUGGAAAAUAGCACGCCGAGAAAGUACCAGUGUGCUACUGCAACAAAGCGAACGAAAACUUGGGAGGAGUGAUAUUCGCUUCCUGAUCGCAGAUAGUAAAGGCUUUAGUUGCCCUGAAAAGCAGAUCCUCAAACUCACAGUUUGCAAGUGUGUGGAAGGCAGUGGCUGUGCAGAAAUGCGGUAUGACUCUGACUCCUAUGUUGGCCUUGGACCUGCAGCAAUUGCGCUCAUAAUUUUUGCCCUUCUGCUCUUGUUACUUAUACCGCUUCUACUGCUGAUGUGCCAUUGUGGGAAGGGUGCCAAAGGCUUCACCCCCAUCCCUGGUACCAUAGAGAUGCUGCAUCCUUGGAACAAUGAAGGGGCGCCACCUGAAGACAAGGUGGUGCUGCCUCUUCUGGGGGCGGAUCAAAGAGAUGGUGCAGCCGUAGGCAGUGGAGCAGGAGCUGUGAUAACCAAGGAUGCUACCAUGAAAGGAAGCAGCUCGGCUUCCUUUACCAAAGGGCAGCACGAAAUGUCGGAGAUGGACGGCCGAUGGGAAGAAUAUAGAAGCCUCGUCUCGGCUGGGGCCAUCUCGGGUGGGGCCACCCAGGUUACAGGGACAGCAGGAGCCUUGAUGACCACAGAAGCCUUUAGGGCCACGAGAGCCUCGGGGGCUUCCCAAGAAGUGUCCGGAGCUCGAGCAGCUGCAGUGGCAGUGAACGAGGACUUUUUAAGAGGUUACUUCACUGAGAAAGCUGCCUCUUAUACUGAGGAAGAUGACAUUCACACAGCCAAAGAUUGCCUUCUGGUUUAUUCUCAGGAAGAAACUGAGUCUCUCCAGGGUUCCAUCGGCUGCUGCAGUUUUAUUGAAGGAGAGCUCGAUGACCGCUUCUUAGAUGACUUAGGAUUGAAAUUCAAGACACUUGCUGAAGUUUGCUUGGGUCAAAAAAUAGAGAUGGAUACAGAAAUUGAGCAGAGGCCAAAACCUGUGAGAGAAACAGACGUGAAGGCAGCUUCACGUUCAGUCUAUGAGCAAACCAGGGGUAAUUCCGAGAGUGCUUAUUCCUCCAGCAGCCGCUUUCAGGUUCCAAAACCUUUGCAUGAAGCAAACACAGAGAAAGUAACUCAGGAAAUAGUCACUGAGAAGUCUGUAUCCUCUAGGCAGGCUCAGAAGGUAGCUGCACCACUUUCUGACCCACUGGCUUCUGGUAGCGUGAGAGUGACAGAAACUUCCUACGCCACGGGCUCCGCGGUGCCACUGAGCACCGUGGUCCUGGACCCCAGACAGUCCCAGGGCCUGAUUGUGACCGAGCGGGUCUACGCCCCGGCGUCCACCUUGGGAGAGCAGCCGUACACUAGUGAGGGUAGCGUCAUGGUGACCGAGAGAGUCAUCCAGCCUCCGCCUCACGGGGGUGCGUCUGGCCCCCUGGAGGGCCCCCGGCCUCUGCAGGAUGCACACUAUGUGAUGGUGCGGGAGAGAGAGCGCUUCCUAGCCCCCAGCGCCAGCGUGCAGCCCCCUCUGACUGCACCCAGUGUAGCCGCAGGACAGAACGUGACCGUGACGGAAAGAGUGCUAACACCGGCCUCCACUCUGCAAUCUAGUUACCAGAUUCCCACCGAAACCUCCGUCAUGGCCAAGAAGACGGUGGUUUCUGGAGCUGGAGUCACAGGCCCUCUGCCAGACUCCGGCUUCGAGGAGUCCAGUCCUUCUAAUUAUACCAUAAGCACAUCUUCCACCAGGGUCUCCAAGCACAGCACGGUCCAGCGGUCCUUCUCCUGACCAGCGGUCAGCCACACGCUGCCCCGCAGUGUAGCGAGCAGUGACCUCAUUUCAUGUUUUCAAAGGACCUGGCUUUUCAUGAGCCUUACAGAUGUCAGAGGCACGUGUACCUCGGGCUUCAGAUAUUUCGCAGUCACUGAUAUGCAAAGAGCCUCACGGUCUCAGCUUCUCGAGUGCACUUCAGAAAUGCCCCAGGCCUCACUGAGGGCACCGCACAAUGAUGCCGGGACUUGGGUGCCUUUGAGUGACUUACGGCCAAACAGUACUCACAAAGCAAGUUAAAUACAGAAUAAACCUGGCUUCUACGAAUGUUAUCAAAUUAACAGAGUGCCCAGUGUGUAAGCCGUCUGACAGUGCCACCCACGAAACUGAGGGGCCUCUUCGCUACCACGUUCAGAUUUAACAUUGCUGUUCGAUGUUGCAUACUUCCCUGCACCCGGGAGCUUACCAACAGCUUAUCUAACCACAGAUACAUGCACAGUCUGAGUGACCUGUGUUGCUUGUUUGAUGUCCUUAAAACUAGAGGCCCUUCAGUCCAUGUGAGGUUAAUUGAAUCUUGGAACACUGACGUGGUGAGAACACACAUUGUGUGUGUCUGUGCAUGUAACUGUGUGUGUGUGUGUGUUCUAUAUGACCCUAAAAAUUGCAUUAUACCUUCCCUUUGCCUCUCAAUAAUCAUGAAAAUAUUAGAUACUUCAAAUUCAGUAGAAUAAUUCAGGGCAAAUUUCAUAAAUGUAGAAUCAUUUUAUUUUUUAUAGUAAUAAUAUACUGUUAAAAAAACUCAGGAUACAUUAUCUUCUAAGUUAGUACAGCUAAAUUAACUGUAUACACUAUAGUAUGAACUCUUUCCCUGCUGUAUAUCCUCAGUGCCUACCAUGGGUGCCAAAUCAAUAUUUGUAGAAUUAAACUGAAUUUUAGAAGCCACUCUCUUUUAUCUGUAAUUGCAAAAAAUAUUGGAAGACCCUAUAAUUUCUAUAAUUGUGAGUUUGAAAUUAUGAUUUAUUCCAUGUCUUAAAGUCAUUGACUCACUGGUCAUGGCUUACUACAUGUAAUAUUAAAUAUUAUAUAGCUGACCUGAGUUUGUACAACAUCUUGCCUUUCUUUCUGAAAAGUGAUUUGGGUGUUUUGGCCAAAUAAAUAGAUUGUAUUUUUAUUGCUCCUUGAAGAAAUGACCCGUUUCAGGUUUCAAAGUAUAAGUGCAUAUCAGUGAUCAAUUAUAUAAAUAUUGUCCAUGACAAAAUAAUUUCCAUAAAUUUUAAAGGCUGUGAUUUUAUGAAUUUUUAAUGUAUUUUACUAGGAAAAUGAAUCUCUAAAAAUUCAUUUUGUGGCACACUUUUUAAAAUAUCAUUGAAUUCUGUUAUGCAAAAGAUUUAUACUUUUUUACUCCCACUGAUGUGUAUGAAUAAAAGGCAAGUAUUUUUAGACACCAUAAGCCUGUGGCCAAAAUGAAGGUCACUGUUCCAUGCUCUAAAUUUUUUACUCUCUAAGUAGUAAUUGUUGUUGCUUUUUUUUUUUUUCUUCAUUAUAGACUUAGUUAUUUUUUGCCAAGUCUGCAACAGGAAUAUCACGACUGUGUGAAAAUGUGAAUAUGACCUGAGUACUCCAAACAAAACUUUGUCUUAAAUUUCCUUCUUGGACAGGCUUGAAAAACCUACCCUGUCUCCUGAAUAUAAAGUCAUCACAGGGGAUAUGGGGAUAACUGUAUAAAUAGAACUGAUUCUUGUACAGCAAAAACUGGCACAACAGUGUAAAGCAAUUAUAUUCCAAUAAAGAGCUUUAAAAAAAAAGGCAUCACAUUUUCAAAAUAGUUUUCUUUGUUUCUGAAAGGGUGAUUUGUAUUGGUUUUUACAUUUGUUCUAUGGGAGAAACAUUAUAUUUGUAUGUGUAUCAUCAAAAUAUUUAAAUAAAAAG
Hippopotamus amphibius kiboko is the source of this 6702-nucleotide messenger RNA. It is a transcript of the gene DSG2, whose product is annotated as desmoglein 2. Lineage: Eukaryota; Metazoa; Chordata; Mammalia; Artiodactyla; Hippopotamidae. Gene Ontology annotation, biological process: homophilic cell-cell adhesion. The transcript is spliced from 16 exons. The record is from RefSeq and is a predicted model, not a curated record. Gene Ontology annotation, molecular function: calcium ion binding. Gene Ontology annotation, cellular component: plasma membrane; desmosome. Bases 1435 to 4791 code for a protein of 1118 amino acids.